This is a messenger RNA of Herpailurus yagouaroundi (jaguarundi), 991 nucleotides long. RefSeq names its product putative olfactory receptor 52P1. Gene Ontology annotation, molecular function: G protein-coupled receptor activity; olfactory receptor activity. Gene Ontology annotation, cellular component: plasma membrane. The transcript has a single exon. Gene Ontology annotation, biological process: G protein-coupled receptor signaling pathway. Lineage: Eukaryota; Metazoa; Chordata; Mammalia; Carnivora; Felidae. Bases 14 to 991 code for a protein of 325 amino acids. The record is from RefSeq and is a predicted model, not a curated record.
CCAAAGAAUCACCAUGACCGUUUGCAAUGCAUCCCUGGGUCACCCACCUUUCUUCAUUCUCCAAGGCAUUCCUGGGAUGGAGGACAAGCACAGAUGGAUCUCUGUCCCCUUCUCUUCCAUGUACUUCAUCACCAUCCUUGGGAACUGCACCAUCAUCUUCACCAUCUGCACAGAGCGCUCCCUGCACAAACCCAUGUUCCUGCUCCUCUGCAUGUUGGCCCUCACAGACCUGGGCAUGUCCACUACCACCAUUCCUAAGGUGCUGUGCAUCUUCUGGUUUGGCCAGAGUGAGAUCAGCUAUGUGGGCUGCCUGGUCCAAAUGUUCUUCAUCCACUUCAUAUCUGUGUUGCAGUCAGCCAUCCUGAUGACCAUGGCCUUUGACCGCUAUGUAGCCAUCUGUGAACCUCUGCGUUAUGCCACCAUCCUUUCCAAUAGUCGCAUUGGGCUCAUUGGCCUGGUGAGUUUAGUGAGAGCCAUCCUUUUCAUUCUGCCCAUGCCUGUCCUCCUCCAGAAGAUGCCCUUUCGUGUAAAUCACGUCAUCCCCACCACCUACUGUGAGCACAUGGCUGUGGUGAAGAUGGUGUGUGUGGACACCACAGUCAACAGGAUAUAUGGUCUCGUGGUGGCCUUGUUGGUUAUUGGGCUGGACAUCUCAGCUAUUGCUUCAUCGUAUGUGCUUAUCAUCCAGGCUGUACUGCGACUAUCUUCUAAGGAAGCCCACCACAAAGCAGUCAACACCUGCACCACACACAUUUGUGUCAUGCUUAUCUCAUACACCCCCUCGCUGUUCUCUUUUCUCACUCACCGCUUUGUUAGGGGAAUUGCACCCCAUGUGCACACCAUUCUUGGGAACCUCUACUUCCUUGUUCCUCCAAUGCUCAAUCCUAUUAUUUAUGCAGUGAAAACCAAAGAGUUUCGGGACAAAUUGACCAAAUACGGGUGCUGGAAGAAGGACCCUGUAACCAUAACCCAUGGUCAGAAGCCUGUCUGA